Molecule: messenger RNA, 346 nt
Organism: Paramecium octaurelia
Lineage: Eukaryota; Ciliophora; Oligohymenophorea; Peniculida; Parameciidae
Source: the annotation of a GenBank genome assembly
AUGAAUAGACUUGAGGAAGCUUUGCAAUUUAUGAUUUAGCAAUUACUAAAAUCCAGAAUUUGCAGAUAAUUACGUUUAUAAAGGUAAAUUUUCAUCACAUUUUGUAGCAAAUACUCUGUUGUAUUUUUGUACAUAAAAUGAUAUUCCAUAUGAAUAGAUUGGAAGAAGCUUUGUUAAACUACGAUUCAGCCACAAUUCAAAGGUAAAGUAAUAAUAUAUAUAAAUUUUAACAAGUCUAAAAUAUUUUCUGAAAAAAUAUUCAAUUUAUUAAUUUACCUUUGUGAAAACAAGAACACGAAGAUUCAGGGUUUAAAUUAAUGGCUAAAUCAAUAUUAUGCAAUUAUGA